Messenger RNA from Chionomys nivalis (European snow vole), 6228 nucleotides. RefSeq names its product solute carrier family 35 member E2B (gene Slc35e2b). The record is from RefSeq and is a predicted model, not a curated record. Gene Ontology annotation, cellular component: Golgi apparatus. The coding region runs from base 603 to 1817 and encodes 404 amino acids. Gene Ontology annotation, molecular function: antiporter activity. The transcript has 10 exons. NCBI's taxonomy places the organism in Eukaryota, Metazoa, Chordata, Mammalia, Rodentia, Cricetidae.
UCCCACGCCCGUGCGUUCCAACUUCAAGCUCGCUGCGCCCUGCCCGCGGGCCGCCAGGGGGUGUGUAGCCCUUAGCCUUGGCCGCGAACCCGACUCUCCUCCGCGUGAAGCUGCUCGGCCCCGAGUGGGCGGCGUCGGGAAACCUAGCUGCACCGUCCGUGGGCGUGGGCGGACGGCGCGCAGUCGAUUCCGGUGCAUUCUGCAGCGCUGAGCCCCACGGGGGACGGGCAUCACCUCGCCCUGGAGUCAGCCCGGGUCAAACUAGGGACCGGGCGCCCGGGUGGCGGACUUCGCAGGGCAGGACGCACAGAUAGUAAAAUGGCCACUCUACUUUCAGUCUGACUGCUCUCCUUGGCAGGAAAGGGAGAUGGUGGAGUAUGAAUUCUCUUUCCAUCCCAGCACAGGGCCUGAUCAGUCCUGGAGCCUAGGACGUUCAGCUACCACCUUUGUGUCCUCACUUUGCCGGAAACAGACAUGUCGGGGUCCACAUUCAUGCAGACCAGGACCACUGCCUUUUCCUCCAACUGUGUCCCUCUGCUGGGGAAGUCACUUUGAUCCAUGUGGUCCAUCCUUGAGGUUCACGUCCCACAAGUCCCCUCAGCAUGUCAUCAGCAAAAUCCCAAGCCCCGGAGGAGACAGUGCCUGGCUGCGAAGAGGAGCUGAGAGGAAAGUCACUUCUCACUUGGGGCCCCCUUUUUGGUCACCGGAGUGAGAAGAUUGUCUUUACCAAAGGUGAUGGAAGUCCAGAGGAGAGCCUGCUCACCGUCACCAUCACGGAGACCACUGUCAUUGAGUCGGACUUGGGUGUGUGGAGCUCAAGGGCUCUCAUCUACCUCACGCUGUGGUUCUUCUUCAGCUUUUGUACACUGUUCCUCAACAAGUACAUCCUGUCGCUGUUAGAGGGAGAGCCCAGCAUGCUAGGUGCUGUGCAGAUGCUGUCUACGACAUUAAUUGGAUGCGUUAAAAUAUUUGUUCCUUGCUGUUUGUAUCAACACAAAACCCGGCUCUCUUACCCACCCAAUUUCAUCAUGACCAUGCUCUUCGUGGGCCUCAUGAGGUUUGCCACGGUGGUUUUGGGACUGGUCAGCCUGAAGAAUGUGGCAGUGUCCUUCGCUGAGACUGUGAAGAGCUCAGCUCCCAUUUUCACUGUGAUCAUGUCUCGGAUGAUUCUGGGGGAGUACACAGGGCUGCUGGUCAACCUGUCCCUUAUCCCAGUCAUGGGAGGACUGGCACUGUGCACAGCCACUGAGAUAAGCUUCAACAUCCUGGGAUUUUCAGCUGCGUUAUCCACCAACAUUAUGGAUUGUUUGCAGAAUGUUUUUUCAAAAAAGCUUCUCAGUGGGGACAAAUACAGGUUCUCGGCCCCGGAGCUGCAGUUUUACACCAGUGCUGCUGCUGUGGCCUUGCUGAUCCCAGCGUGGGCCUUCUUCAUGGAUGUCCCUGUGAUUGGCAGGAGUGGGAGGAGCUUCAGCCUCAGCCAGGACAUCGUGCUGCUGCUGCUGACAGAUGGCGCCUUGUUUCACCUUCAGAGUGUCACCGCAUACGCCCUCAUGGGAAAGAUCUCCCCUGUGACUUUCAGUGUCGCCAGCACCGUGAAGCACGCCUUGUCUAUCUGGCUCAGCAUCAUCGUUUUUGGCAAUAAAAUCACCAGCCUGUCUGCCAUUGGCACCAUCCUUGUCACAGUGGGCGUCUUGCUCUACAACAAGGCCAGGCAGUAUCAGCAGGAGACCAUGCAGAAUCUGGCCACAGCCAGUAGCCGGGGCUCAGAGGAUGACACAGAACUUCUGGUUCCCCAGGACUCAAGACAGCACCACUGAGCUCCUUUUGAUGCCGUGACCCCUGGAAACCAAGCCUAGACUGUCCUCCUGCACUGUAUGCUGGAAGAGAGAGGCAGACUCUGAAGGCAGGUCUUUUGUUCCUUGCUGGACACCAGAUGGGGAGUUUGGGGAUCAGCUUCUGCCUGACAGAGCCCUGCAGGAGGGAGCAAAUGGCCUGCAGCUAGCCGGGCACACUGUCCAGCCUGCAGUUGCGCCAGUGACUCGGUGGGGCCAACUGUGGAAUGAGCACAGGUUCCAACACCAACAGGAGUUGCUGUCUGCUUGAUGCCGUCCAGGAGACCUCAACUUUCCUAUGACCACCACCGCUACAGGCACCAAAGCCUCCUAGUUCCUGACAGACAAGAAACAGAAAUUCCAGAUGCCAGUGACUCUAGCAAAGAGCCACAAAACCCUGGGGAUGCAGAGUGACUGACAACAGAGACGAGUGUCUUCUUCCACGGAGGAGUAGAGCUUCUGUGAAGAGAAAGUCUCCCCUUUUUGACCUGUGCUACCCUGAGCUACCCCAUUCCAGGUUUGCUGUCCUGUGUUUCUGCUACCUAUUUGGUGAUUUCUCCAACUCGGGCAAAUCUCUAAUCAGAACAGGUCCCCCUGGAGUUCUUCUCUGUCCUGGGUAUACUGCAUGUGAAGCAGGCAUAGUUGACCACCCUGCCAGAUUCCCCUUCGGGAUGAUGAUAGAGAAGUUUGGCAGAGCCUCUGAGUGUUUGCAGGUUAUGCUUCAUGUGCAGUGACUCAUUUUAGCAAAGCUCCUGGAGUGUCUGCAUGUAAGGUGAAUCCAAGUCUACACACACAGCUGGCUCUUCCCAGGGAUCAUAUGUGACACUUCCUGAGCCACCAGGUGCCCAGAGUCUGUCCCUCCUCCCAGGGUCACUGGUGUCGGAGCUCAAAAUGCCUGAGCAGUGAAGGACCAUAGUGGGGGCUUGGGCAUGAGAUGCUGAGGUUUUACUUAUUCAUCAGUUUGUGGGUUCUGAUGUGGGGUGCAGUCCAUGGCCAGCCAGUCUUUAAGACUCUUCUCCAGUAACCCAAACUCCGAGACUUACAAGCUUUAGCCACCGGCACUUUCGGUUCCAAGUCUCACUUUCCCUGCUGUCCAUCUUCAGGGCCCAUGCUGGUUCAUUGAUUUCCAAGUUGGCUCCUUGCCUGGAAAAUAUGAAAAUAGCCCCUCAAAGAGACAGAUUGAUUUGAAAAAGAGCAAUAAUUAUGUCUUAAGUUUUAUGUACUUGAAAAAGUCUGCUGUGAUGAUGUAUCAAAAUGAGGCCUUUUAAUCUAUAAUCCACCUUUUCAGAGAAGCUGGCUUGUGUUCUGGACACAGGCUAGGUGUGUCUUCCCUGUGCUGAGGUCACCUCCACUACGAAGGGUUCUCUCAUUUGACUUUCCCCAGGUUUCUACUUCCAGUGGAGGGCAGAUGAUGGAUAUUGGGUUAAUCUGUACAUUAGGCCUCUCUCCUCAAGAACCUGGCUGUGGAGCUGCUGACACACACAGGACACAUGUUUGGGCAGUGGUUGGACAAUCCCUCUGGCCUUCUUACAGAUCAGAGCCCCAAAUGCCCAGCUUCUGAGUAGCAUUUGGAAUUUCUGUCUCUGUGUCCCAUGUGGAAUUAGGAAAUGGCCCAUCGUAACUUGUUCUGUCUACUCCUCCACUUCACCAACCUUUCCGCCUGUUUUGUUUCUAAGUUUGUGUACUAGAAACAAAAACAAAGAUUUUCUUAAAACAACUUCUUAAAAAGCUGCUUUUGAGACAGGAAGACUUUGGCAUCUUGUGCUAGAGGCAGCACCACGGGGCCUGUCCGGCUUUACGUUCCAUGCACAUCCUUGCUACACAGCCACCUCUUCCGGCCAUUUGUUAUGACCAUACCAUCACAAUAUUUUUUUAUUAACGUUGUCAGUACUUUUAUAUCAUACUGUGUUUUCCAAGAAUUGUUGCUGAUGUACAUGUAGAAAUAUCUUGGAUUAAUUUUUCCUAAGUCCAUGUCUUUGUCUGGUCUGUUGUAACAGAACACCGGAUGGACAUUCUGAGCCAGCCAUCUGCUUCCUCACUACACACAUGGUUAAGAGAUACACAGAUUUCUAAUUUCAGAACGCUUCUAGGGGCUGUAGAGAAGACUUGGUGGUGAAGAACAAGUAGUGCUCUUGCUGAGGACCCAUGCUCAGUUUCCAGAACUCGUGUAGGGGGUCUCACAACUGCCUGUAACUCCAGCUCUAGGGAUUCUGAUUCCUCUAGCUUCUGUGGGCAUCUGCACUCACACACACAUACAUACACGUAUGCACGCACACAUGAUUUUAAAAUGAGUACAUUAGCCGGGCGGUGGUGGCGCACGCCUUUAAUCCCAGCACUUGGGAGGCAGAGGCAGGCGGAUCUCUGUGAGUUCGAGACCAGCCUGGUCUACAGAGCUAGUUCCAGGACAGGCUCCAAAACCAUAGAGAAACCCUGUCUCGAAAAACCAAAAAAAAAAUAAAUAAAUAAAAAAAAUAAAAUGAGUACAUUAAAAAAGACUCCCAUGACUUUGGGGUGUGAUACAUUGGUGUCAUUUAUAUUGUGAGACCAGCACACAUGGGAUAGAGGGAGAUGAGACCCCAAAACUUCCACCACAGUAGAUGGUUUUUGUUUAAAGUUGGGCAUGGUAGCACUUACCUAUAAUCAUAGUCCUGUGGAGGCAUUAGGCUAUAUAGUUAUUCCAAGACCAACUUGGGCUACAUAUUAGGAUCCUAUUCAAAAAAAAAAAACUUAAAAAUUUUUUUCUGAUCUUUGUAAUUUCUUACAUACCAGCAUUAUAAUCUGUCUGCCCAGAAAGUCGAGAGUACUCUUGUGCAAUCCAAAAUAUGUUUCUAAUUUGAGAAAAAUAAAAAUGAUGAAUCAGAGGAAAGAGAAUAAACACGCACAAGGGAAUCAGUCACGUAAACUGUGCUUGCUGCCCUUAGACCACUACAGAACAAGUAGCUGUGACCCAGCUCCUUCCGUGGUUACUUCACAUCUGUCCAAGUGAAGUCUCCUGCAAGCAUUUUAUUUCCUAACACUGGAAAGGAGUAAACAAAGAUGAUACUAACAGUGGAAAACCAUGUUCUCUUUCCCUUGAGUCCCUACAUAAGCCAUACUGUCCUUGAGAUCUGCAGCCUUCUUCAGUCUUCCUCCUCCUUCUCUGUAGCUUUGGAGCCUGUCCUGGAACUCACUCUGUAGACCAGGCUGGCCUCAAAUUCACAGAGAUCCUCCUGCCUCUGCCUCAGGAGUGCUGGGAUUAAAGCCGUGCGCUGCUACCACUGCCCGGCUCCUUCAGUCUUCUUCGUCCUGAGAUUGCAAGCAGGUGUCACCAGCUUUUUUCAAUUCUCUUCUAUUUUUUUCCCCUCAACAAAGAAAUAUAUGGCCUACCUAUGGGGAGGCCUUUUCAUCUCUUCAUUUUCCUCUUUUCUCUCUCUUUUGUGCUAGGGCUAGAGCUUAGGGCUUCGGGAAUGCUAGGCUGUUGCUCUUCUCUGAGCUAUACCCCCCCCCCAACUGUUUUCUUAGUUUAUAAAUGUCUUGACUCGCUCCAUGAACUAGAACCUUAACAUCAUGCUAAAUGUGGACAGACAGUUCCAACCACAAUUCAGAGUGUAGUAGAUUUUAACUUUGGUGUCUCCUAAGAAUGUUUUCCAGUUUCCUUGGGGACUCUGAUUCUGAGUUAGGUGACUUAGACUCUUGCUCACAUGUCCAAGUUGAGUUUGAAACCAAUCCAGUUGGCAAGUGUGUGUGUGUGGUUUUUUUGUUUGUUUCCAUUGUCUUUAGUUUCCAUUUCUGGGACUCAAACUGCAUUAAAUUAAUUUCUAUUGUUUAGACUUGGAGAUAACUGUGAAUUUGUAUUUGUUCAAGCAGUAUUGGCACUUUGGAAAAGUCCACAGUUUAAGGUUGUAAGUCCCACAUCAAAAAAAAAAAAAAAAAAAAAAAAGAAGCAGCAAGCCGGGUGGUGAUGACUUUAAUCCCAGUACUCGGUAGGCAGAGGCAGGUGAAUCUCUUUUAGUUUGAGACCAGCCUGGUCUGCAAGAGCUAAUCCAGGACAGGCACCAAAGCUACAGAGAAACCCUGUCUCAAAACCACCACUCCCCUUAAAAAAAAAAACCUUGAUAGUAUAUUGGUAAUUGUCUACAACAAAGCCAAGUCAUAUUUGUUUUGCACCAAACAAUACUAGAGAACUAAGAUGCAUCAUAAAAUGUAUAAUGUUUUAUAUUUUACCUAUUUCAGUAUUUCAGUGAUUAGAUUAAUGCCUAGAAUUCUGUAAAGUAAUUCAGUGAGUUAUGCAAUAAAUGGGUAUUGUGAGUCAUGUAAUAAAUGGGUAUUGUGAAAACCUCCUCAUCUCAUUUCUUUUCAAGCCGCCAAUUUUCUUGUGAAAGAAAAUAAAUGUGAAAUAUGUAAUUGUUUUGUGUAA